GUUACACGUGUUUGUCCGCCAGUUUUUUCAGUACCUUGUGUGUUAGAGCGGUAUCAAAUAUCGUAAGUUGUACUAAGCAGACAGCUUUCAAGUAUCUGUGACUUUAUAUUAAUUCGGUUGAAUUACAUAUCGUCUAAAAACAUUUCAUAAGGUUUCACUUCUUAAGCAGUACGUCUUGGAGCUUGUAAUUGCGUUGUUUGUGUAGCAAUGACGAAGUGUUGUUCAUUGUAACUUUAACAGUAGCCUCUUAAAUUGGGCAAGCGUAAUUUCUACCAAACGUUUAUAUUACAAGGUCAAAAUAUGUGCAGUUACAACUUAAAAUAUUUGUUCAUUAGCACAAAGGAUUAAUUGUAGAAAUCGCAACAAUUUUGUUGCCAUGUUAUAAUAAGACAGAACUUAGCACUUGGUGUGUUCUAAAAUAAUGAUUUAUUUAGAACUUCGUAACUAUUUGUUUACCAUAUUUUACAGUUACAUCGAAUAACAGAAAUUAUUUAAUUCGAAUUUAUGAGCUACAUUUCAGCAGUUUUCUAACAAGAGUGACAUAAAGUUCCAAGGGCAAGAAAGCGGUUUGCAUUGGGUUUCGAGGAAAUAGUUCGAAAGAAUGCAACGAUACUUCAAUAAUUAUCCUGAAAAUAAUUAAAUUAAAUUAUUAUGAAAAUGUGUUAUUGUAAUGGUAAAAUUUAAGUCUGUUAACAUUGUGAUGAACAAAAGGAAAACAGUAAAUUUCUCGCAGAUAUUUAUUAUAAUCACCUGGUUCAAGUAUUUUGCUGCUCAGGCUGCACUCGAAGCCACUCUGGUCGAACCCCGGCCUUGUACAUUUUGUCUAUAUUAAUGAGUCUAAGAUUUUAUUCAGUUUCUCUAGGUGUAGCUGUCACCUUUUACACAUUGGCUAAUUCAGUUGUGUUUAUGAUACAACUUCAUUAAAAAUAAACGCCAUGUUAAUUGCAUUAUUAGUGAUAUCUGUGGAUUUAACAAAUAUACGUACACAUGUUUGUUCAGUGUUACAAUCAAUUACAUCACGGAUCUUAAAGCACCGUAGUGAUCCCAGAGACAAUAUUGUUCGUGGUCAAACUGUGAAGAGGAGAUGGAUAAUUCUACGGCGUUCCAAUGGAAACAGUAGCGUCUAUCAGACGCGGACUUCGAAACAGGGACCAUACCAAGAGGAGCAUCACGCAAACCGUAACGUCGAAACCAAAGCAGUGUCGGCUGAACCUUUAGCAUUUGAGCAACCAUCCGCAGGAGGAUGGACUGGGUACUUCAGCAGAUCAGUUGAAGAGAUGGACCAAUAUCUGGGUUACAUAGGGGGCCCUGCAGGGGCACUGGCCCUUACUGGAGUUGCAGCGGCGUCAGCGUUCUAUCUGGCAAGCCGUCCCAGCCCACAGAAACCCCUGGUAGAACUGCACUGUCAGAGUAGGCUUUUGCCGGGACCAGAAAUGAUCCGAGUAUCCAAGUUCUACAAGGAUUCGAAGGAGGGGAAGUUCAUCAGCUCCCUUGAUAAGGACACACGAACAUUGUAUGACACAUUCAGGAAAGGUGCCAAGGAGUCCAAUAAUGGUCCAUGCCUUGGCUGGAGAGAAUCUCCAAACAAACCUUACCAGUGGCUACAUUAUAAUGAGACACUACUCCGAGCUAAAAACUUUGGCUCUGGACUUGUGGCUCUAGGUCUCAGCCCCUGCCCCAACACGUUUAUUGGAAUAUAUAGUCAGAACUGUCCUGAGUGGAUCCUCACAGAACAGGGUGCAUACUGCUACUCCAUGGUGAUUGUGCCCUUGUAUGACACAUUAGGUCCUGAUGCAUGUGCCUAUAUUAUCAAGCAAGCGGACAUUCAUGUGGUAAUCUGUGAGGAUGACACAAAAUGUAACCUACUACUGGAUAAAUCUCCUCGGUGUCUGCGCAAGCUUAUAACCAUCAAAGAGACCCGACCAGCCACAAACCAGAGAGCAAAAAACAGAGGGGUUGAAAUGCUGCGUUUUGAGGAUGUGGAGAAACUUGGAGCAGCCAAAGAUAACCCAGAAGUGCCUCCCAAAGUGACAGAUCUGUGCACAAUAUGCUACACAUCAGGGACAACAGGCAAUCCUAAGGGAGUUAUGCUGAGUCAUGAGAAUGUCGUAGCAGGAAUGUGCGCUGUAAUCCUGCAGCUUGGGGACCACAGGCCCCGGUCUGAUGACAUCAUGAUGUCAUUCCUACCAUUAGCACACAUGCUGGAGCGGUGUUGUGAGAAUGGCAUGUACCUACUAGGAGGGGCAGUAGGAUUUUUCUCUGGUGAUAUUAAGAGGUUAUCUGAAGACAUGAAGGCACUUCGCCCUACAAUGAUGCCAGCAGUUCCACGUUUGCUGAAUAGAAUUUAUGACAAAGUGAUGACAGAGAUUAGUGGAUCCUUCAUCAAGAAGAUGCUCUUCAACAUGGCCAUGAGUGCAAAGGAGAGUGAACUCAGGAGGGGCAUAAUUCGAAAUAACAGUUUUUGGGACAAAUUGGUAUUCAGAAAAGUGCAAGAGGGGAUGGGUGGCCGAUUACGUCUCAUGGUAGUGGGCUCAGCACCUCUGGCAGGCAACGUGCUCACAUUUAUUCGCUGUGCUCUUGGUGCUCUGAUUGUGGAGGGCUAUGGCCAGACAGAAUGCUGUGCUCCUAUAACACUCACAGUCCAGGGGGACCAUGUUCCAGAACACGUGGGUCCCCCUGUAGCGUGCUGUUGUGUUAAACUGGUGGAUGUACCAGAAAUGGAGUAUUAUGCUGUCAAUGGGCAAGGAGAGGUCUGCGUGAAGGGUACCAACGUGUUCCAGGGCUACUACAAGGAAGACGAAAAGACAAAUGAGACAAUAGACUCAGAUGGUUGGCACCACACAGGAGAUGUUGGAAUGUGGCUGCCUAAUGGGACACUGAAGAUAAUUGACAGAAAGAAGCAUAUCUUCAAGCUGUCACAAGGAGAGUACAUUGUUCCUGAGAAAAUAGAGAACAUUUAUAUUCGCAGUCAGUAUGUUCAGCAGGUGUUUGUGUGUGGGGAGUCUCUCAAGUCAUGUAUUGUUGCCGUGGUAGUGCCUGAUGUGGAUGUUAUUAAGAGCUGGGCAUGUGAGAAUGGGAUUCCUGGUACACUGUCUGUCUUAUGUGCACAUCCUGAAGUAAAGCAGCUCAUCAUGGAUGACAUGGUUAGCUGGGGCAAGGAGGCAGGACUCAAGUCAUUUGAACAGGUAAAGGAUAUCUACCUGCACCCUGACCCAUUCUCAGUUCAGAAUGGUCUGCUAACUCCAACAUUAAAAAGCAAACGCCCUCAGCUCAAGGCCUACUUCAAGCCCCAGAUUGAGGACAUGUACACAAAACUGACAUAGAAGGAAAGAGCAGCUGGAUUGUUGGCAAAGAGACUUUGUGACAACAUAAGUAUGCUUUGAUCCAUUUUCUAAAACCUCGGUGAACAUACACCCCUGUGAUUGGAAGCAUACAGGAAUAUAGAGUUAAAACUCGUCCAGUUCACAUAGUUGAAUAAACUUGUACAUAGUUCUAGGUUUCUUUGUCUUUCCCCCCCCCCCUUAAUUUUAUAGUUCCAUACUUCCUUACACAAGAGUUUAUGUGAAAAUGGUUCAGGGACAUUUAUGUCUUUUGUAAGUAAUAUGUUAGUUGUACAUAUGGCUAAGGGAUGAUUUCUGAGGAACUCCUGAUUAGCCAGAAAAACUAUAAAAGAAACAUUGAUUUAUUUUUUACUCUCUUUAACAUUAGUAAUGCUGGUUUCCAAUGAGUUGUCAACUCUGAGUUAUUGGACAAGUAUGAACAGUGUUACAAUAGAAGAGACUUCUUCAUGGCAGGCAAAUGGUCUGACCUAACUAUUUGAACAGAAACCCUGACCAUGGCUAUAUUUGUGGGAAGUGGUUUGACUUGUGCAUUUGAUGAACAUAAAAACAGCUACUUCAUGAUGGUACAGUUUUUUGGCUGUUUAAUGGUUGUAGAGAUGAUGUAUUACUGAGUAGCUACAGUUAUCUCUCAGAGCAGGGUCUGUGUAAUAUUACCUUCACGAAGUCAUAUGACUGAGACUUUAAAUGUGCAAACCAUUUUUACAGAAUGGAGAACAGGUUGUUUAAAACUGAUACUGCUCUAGCACUGAACCAAUACAAUGCACUUUUUCAUCAAAAUAAUGAGCUUGUGUCUGAUAGUGAAACAAUCUUAUUAUUAGUUUGUGAUUUUUUGUUGUCUUUAUCUGGGUCGACCAUAUCUGGAUGUAAAAUUCAAAACAGCUUUCUGAUUCAACAGUGUUAUAGAGUGUGAGGAAGUUUUAAUUGAAUCACUAUUUGUGUCUAAUCUGAAAUUAGGAUGCAGAGAAGGAUACAUAUUAAUGGUCACCACAUUACCAUUCAAUGGCAUUUCAUUCAGGAAGUUUGGACAUUGUAGAAAUUCAGUCAUCAGUAUUAAUACCAGUUAUUGAUCCAAAGAAAUUGUAUUAUGCUUUGUCCUAUACAUUUUCAGUAAGAAAAACGUAUUUAUUGGGCAACAGGAUUGGAGAUGGUAUAGACAAGGUCGCUAGUAUACAAGGCAAGGUACAUAUUGUUAUUUGAAAUAUAUUAUUAUGCUGGAAGAAGGUGAAGCAAGAAAAUUAUUCUGUGUUUACUCUUUGCUGACAAAUGAACAUCUUUAUGAUAAUGGUAACAUUCAGUCACAAGGGACAAGCUUAUCAAUAAAAAUUUGAAUUCUGAGUCUUGUGGUUGAUAAUAUUGAAAAUGCAAGAGGCCAUAUAAAAAUGUAUGAAGUAACAAAAACACAGUGUAUAAAAAAAAUUUGUAUGGAAAUGUAAAAUUCUGGAAAAGGUUUGUUUUGUCUACAUCAAAUCUACAUUUCCUUUCAGAAAUAGCUAAAAGGCAAAGCUAUUCGUGUAGCCAGCUAUGGAGGCCCAUAG
Cryptotermes secundus is the source of this 4876-nucleotide messenger RNA. Its product is annotated as long-chain-fatty-acid--CoA ligase 5. The transcript has 13 exons. Lineage: Eukaryota; Metazoa; Arthropoda; Insecta; Blattodea; Kalotermitidae. Gene Ontology annotation, biological process: long-chain fatty acid metabolic process. The record is from RefSeq and is a predicted model, not a curated record. The coding region runs from base 936 to 3323 and encodes 795 amino acids. Gene Ontology annotation, molecular function: long-chain fatty acid-CoA ligase activity. Gene Ontology annotation, cellular component: membrane; endoplasmic reticulum.